Molecule: messenger RNA, 1116 nt
Organism: Nannizzia gypsea CBS 118893
Lineage: Eukaryota; Fungi; Ascomycota; Eurotiomycetes; Onygenales; Arthrodermataceae
Exons: 2
Coding region: 1-1116 (371 amino acids)
Biological process (GO): nucleotide metabolic process
Molecular function (GO): ATP binding; ATP:ADP adenylyltransferase activity
Source: RefSeq, a predicted model, not a curated record
AUGAAUACCAAAGAAGAGACCCGAGACAAUAUGAUGUUACUCGGGCUCUCGGAGCACCUUUCCUCGCUUGUUGCACGACGAUUUACUGCAGCAAAGAAUGCUGGGUCGCUCGUCUUCUCGCAGACAGAGGUGACUUCGCUGCAGUCAUCUAGUAUUCCCUUCCAACUCAGAUACUGCCCUGCAUUGGCUGUGAAACCGACGAACAAAUCUCCGCAACCAGGGAGCACAACCACUGCCAAUGCCACGAAACCAAAGAAGAUUGACCCUUUUGAGAACCCUCAUACAGACCUUCUAAUAGCUCAGAUACCGGCCUCAGGUCCCACCCAUACCCUCGUUCUAAACAAAUUCCCUGUUAUCCCAAACCAUUUCAUCCUGGCAACAAAAGCCUUUAAACCGCAGACACACCUUCUGGAGGUGGACGAUCUCCAUGCAGCAUUUGCAUGCCUGAAGGAGUGGGAAAAGCCGGCGGGUGAGCUGUGCGGCGAUGAGAAUGUGCAAGUCGCAAAGAAACAGAAACGCCUCUUUGCCUUCUUUAAUUCUGGCGAGCAUAGUGGUGCAAGCCAGCCCCAUAGACAUCUGCAAUUCCUCCCAGUCGAGGACAUGCAUCAAGUUGAUGAUGUAGCGAAUUGGACACCAUUAAUUGAUGGCGAGAGCCUCACUGAGAAGGGAGAAACCUCGGAACUAUUGCAGCGGCCAAAACUGCCAUUCGUUACUUAUACCGCACCUUUAUCGCAUAAUUCAACCCCCGAGGAGUUGCAUCGAGCAUACCUUUCUUUGUAUGCAAUGGCAGUCACUGCGGCUGCUCAACAUUCGGAGGCACUGUUGCAGGGAAUUUCAGACUCGGGGUCACUUGGAACUGAGGGUGAAGCUGUGAUAAGCUACAACUUAGCUAUGACGACGUCAAGAAUGAUGAUUUGUCCUCGCAGGAGUGAGCACGCCUGGAUCCCGUUGGAAACGGAAGUCAAGGAAGGCCUUGUUGAUGAGGGCCUGGUGAAGCUUAAUGGGACCAUACUCGCAGGAACACUCAUGGUUAAAGCUGAAGCGGAGUGGAAUACCCUCAGACAGCAGCCAUCUAUGCUAGAAAAGGUACUCAGCACCGUUGGAAUACCGACCUAG